AUGAUUUUCAAUGGAACACCUGUACACUUUCAGAUCUGGAAAGAGAAGAAGAUGAGGUCUGCAUGGAUACAGAAACGGAGCGUCAUGAGGGAUGUUAAAGUAACCCUGUCUGUGGCGUUCGUUAUAUUGUCCUUUAUAAUAAGCUGGACUCCCUAUGCCGUUGUCAGCCUUUUAACGGCGUUGUUCAAGAUGAACUUGGAAGAUAUAUCACCAGUCAUUGUCCAGCUGCCAUGUCUUAUGGCCAAAGCGGCUUGCAUAUGGAACCCAUUAGUUUAUGUGUAUCACAAUCGAGAGUUCAGGAAAGCUUUCAUGAAGAAAUUCCGACAAUGGAACAAGUCCCCCUCUUCUGAGGCCACAAAUGUCCUCCAAAAUGACAGUUACAACAGACCAAACACUUUCGAACGAAUCUCUUCCGCGGCAAAAGAGAUCGGGUACCAAAUAAAAAGUCUCGGUGAAAGCGUGAAAAGAAAUGAAUUAGAAGCAAACUGUUCCGAAAGAGUUACAAUACACAGACCUAAAGACGCUGUCAAACCAGAAAUGAUCGUGAUAAAAGAGACCAUGCUAUAA
Mya arenaria is the source of this 567-nucleotide messenger RNA. Its product is annotated as parapinopsin-like. Gene Ontology annotation, molecular function: G protein-coupled receptor activity. Lineage: Eukaryota; Metazoa; Mollusca; Bivalvia; Myida; Myidae. The transcript is spliced from 2 exons. The record is from RefSeq and is a predicted model, not a curated record. The coding region runs from base 1 to 567 and encodes 188 amino acids. Gene Ontology annotation, biological process: G protein-coupled receptor signaling pathway. Gene Ontology annotation, cellular component: membrane.